This is a messenger RNA of Oryzias melastigma (Indian medaka), 3964 nucleotides long. RefSeq names its product EYA transcriptional coactivator and phosphatase 3 (gene eya3). The record is from RefSeq and is a predicted model, not a curated record. The transcript is spliced from 19 exons. Gene Ontology annotation, molecular function: protein tyrosine phosphatase activity. Gene Ontology annotation, biological process: positive regulation of DNA repair; negative regulation of extrinsic apoptotic signaling pathway in absence of ligand; multicellular organism development. NCBI's taxonomy places the organism in Eukaryota, Metazoa, Chordata, Actinopteri, Beloniformes, Adrianichthyidae. The coding region runs from base 213 to 1940 and encodes 575 amino acids. Gene Ontology annotation, cellular component: nucleus.
CUCUAUUGUGCGCACAUGCGCAGUUAUCCGCUGGUCAAAACUUCCUGCAAAAUACUGCUCCCUAACAACAGACAAAGCUUACCGCGGUGGGAUUGUCGACAGUCGCGGACUGAAGGCGCCCUCGGUCCGCUCCGUCAAUGGGUCCCGGCGGGCCGAGCGGGUGCAGAGCGUAGGCUGAGCGCGCGGACACGUCGGGCCGCCCCGCCGCAGAGAUGGACGAGGAGCAGCCGGCAAAGAAGGUGAAGGUUGAGAGAGAUGGCGGGAACAGCAGGGAGCAGAGUCACCUGGGGGCCGGCGGCUCCCCUCCAGCCGCUCUGCCUUCAUCUCAGCGGGCCGGCUCCUUCGGGCUCGAAGCAGGAGAGCAGAAGCUUUCAAGCUCCGACGGCGCCGCGGCAAACCAGGCGUGCGGCGAUGGGGGGAACUCGUUUGCGCACGCAGGCUCCGAAUCAGCGGCCGCUUCCGACUACAACCAGCAGGGUUAUCCGGCAAGCAGCCCCGCAGUGACGUCCUUCAGCAGCCAGGUGGCGUUCCCUCCCCUGUCCCAGUCCAGCGUGUACUCUGGCUUCCCCCAGAGCGGACAGACGUACGGCCUCCCGCCCUUUGGUGCUUUGUGGCCCGGCAUUAAAACUGAGACUGGGUUACCCGAGGCGCCCUCUGGUGGUCAGCCCGGGUUUCUCAGCUUCAGCACCGCAUAUACCUCAACACAGCCCGGCGCGCUGCACUACUCAUACCCGAGCCAAGGCUCCAGCUUCACCACGUCCAGCGUGUACUCCAACAUCCCCUCAGCUGUGGCCGUCACCGCUCCCACCACCGCGGCGAGCCUCCAGCAGGAGUUCAGCAGCUUCAGCACUCUGGGACAGAACCAGUUCUCUCAGUACUACACCAGUCCCCCCGCCCACGAGCACGGCGCCAGCGUGGCCGGAUACUCGGAGGUGAAGUCGGAGGAGGCGGCCUCGGCCGGUCUGCCCCCCAGAGAUGCGUCUCCGCUGGAGAGCGUGCCGGCGGCCGCGGCGCUCCCUGCUGGAGGCAGAGAUCAGGCCGAGCUCGCUCGCAGAAACUCGCUAGGAAAAGCCAAAGGGAAGAACAAGAAGAGCGAGAGCUCGCCGCCCCCCAACAGCGACCUGGAGCGCAUCUUUCUGUGGGACCUGGACGAAACCAUCAUCAUCUUCCACUCCAUGCUCACCGGCUCCUACGCGCAGAAGUUCGGCAAGGACUCGGCGCCGGUGCUGAAUCUGGGCCUGCAGAUGGAGGAGCUGAUCUUCGAGCUGGCGGACACUCAUCUGUUCUUCAACGACCUGGAGGAGUGCGAUCAAGUCCACAUCGAGGACGUGGCGUCCGAUGACACAGGACAGGACCUGAGCAACUACAACUUCCUGGCUGACGGCUUUAACGGCCCCAGCAGCGGAGGGGCUUCAGGAGCCGCCGCGGGCGUCCAGGGAGGAGUGGAGUGGAUGCGUAAACUGGCCUUCCGCUACCGGCGGCUAAAAGAGAUCUACAACAGCUACAAAGGAAACGUAGGAGCUCUACUGAGUCCCGCUAAGAGAGAGCUUCUCCUCAGGCUUCGCUCUGAGAUCGAGAGCAUCACCGACGCCUGGCUCAGCACGGCGCUCAAGUCUCUGCUGCUCAUCCAGUCCAGGGGGCGGUGUGUGAAUGUCCUGGUCACCACCACACAGCUGGUUCCAGCUCUGGCUAAAGUGCUGCUUUACGGUCUGGGAGAAGUCUUCCCCAUCGAAAACAUCUACAGCGCCACUAAAAUAGGGAAGGAGAGCUGCUUCGAGAGGAUCGUGUCCCGCUUUGGAAAGAAGGUGACCUACGUGGUGAUCGGUGACGGUCGAGAUGAGGAGUUUGCAGCAAAACAGCACAACAUGCCUUUCUGGAGGAUCUCCGCCCAUGGCGACCUCACGUCCCUCCACCAGGCUCUGGAACUGGAUUUCCUGUAGGGGGUUGACACGCUGCAGCCGAUGUCGCUGGUGUGGACGAGGUCAGGCACUCUCACCUGUUGAAAAGGCCUCUAAUCGUACCCCCACCCCUCCACGGCAGCUACACUCACCACGGCUUGCUCUGAUUGGCUGCAGCAGACUCCACCCCUCCGACUCUGCACUUGUUUUUAAAUGUGGAAGCCACGGCUGACAGUCUGGGGAUCACACGUCUGCUAGUGAGUCACAGCAGAAAGGGCAGUGUGACCGCCGCCUGAUCUGGACACGGCGGUCAUCAAGCACAAGCUGAGUCACACGGAGCGCGCUCAGAACCACGCUCCCGAGAUUUCUGUCUGUGGUUUCCUCUAAAGCUUUCAGUCACACGACUUUGGACAAGUCGCUUCAAUCACAGCUCUGAGUCAGUCAGACCUGUGACAUCAUUUCCUGUGAAGAACCAGGCACCAUGAAGACUGGAACGUUUCUGUGGCUGUGACGGUCUUACAUUAACGGCAGCAGAACCUGACAGCCUCUCAGACGAUUUCUGCCUUUGAAGGGGCGAGUUCUGAAUCCAGAACCCGACAAAGAUCCCCGAAGACGAUCAAGAGCUGCACUGAAACGAGUCCCAGAGACGGAGAGCUCUUUGAAAAACCGGAGGAAAGUCUGGAUCCUCUGGUGACUUGUUUUUAGAAAUUGUUUGUAACUCCCCAGUUUGCCCACCUUAAUGUUUAAAACUCCUUAAAUUCUCAUUAUGUCAGUUGGCUGUUGAGCCCCCGCAGCGGCAGAAAUACCUUUGUGUAUCUUUUUUAUCGUUUUGUUUGCUCGCCACAAACAAAACAUGGACUUUGUUACUUGAGGUACCAAAAAAGAAAAACAUUUAUCAAAGUUUAACCAGUUCACAUCAUUUUUUAUUUUUUUUAAAAGAAAUACACUAAUUAUUGAGUUUUCAGUCACUGUGGAACACAUCGGAAACCUGGUGUGACUGGAGUUUUCUGCGUCUGCGGGGUCUGGAAGCAGCAGAGCUAACACGAUGGUUCAGAAUAAUAAUGAGAAGAAGAGAUUAACCCAAAAGUGUCCUUUAAAACCAAUUCAGUCCUGCCCCCACCCCCCACCCAGAUCCUGAAUGUUUCUUUGAGAGCAGCUGAAGUAAACGACUGACACAGUACAGCAGGGUAUGGAAUGACAGAAGUGCUAACAAAAAAUUACGUUUUGGUUUAUUUUUUAUCACUUUUCUUUACACUAUUUUAUAUUUGCUUCAUUUUUUUUUUUCUUUCUCGCUUUAUUUCUUUCUCUCAACAGCUUUUGCUCUGAAAGACUUGAGCUCAUCGAAAGCCCCAUAAUUAAGGCCAAAAUUUAAAUUACAAGUUUGAUUUAACGUUUUAAAUGGAUAUUCUUCUUAGAAAUUCAUAAUUAGAUCUCUUGGAUAUCACAAUUAAGAAAGAUCUAGUCAUGGGCCCCCUUUUUCCCCUUAGAAACGAGAUUUUGGUUUAUUCUGAUCACAUGAAACGAUCAUGAAGAAAUGGUUCAGUCUGAAAAUGGGGGAAGGGAAUUAGAAGACAAGAAUGUAAUGGAAAAUGUUAUCUAAAAAGAAUAUUUUAGAAAGUAUUCAUUAAGAAAGAAAUUGUUUGCUAGUAAGAUUUUUUUUUUCAGCAUCUCUGUCAUUCCAUACGUUUGUUUCUUCUUGUGGAUCAAAGCACAAAGUUUUUUUCUCUAGAUGCUGAUUGGAUUUUUUUCAAAUCAAACUUCAAAGGCAAAUCUCCACCAAUCAGAACGAUCAGUUUAUCUUUUUGCUUAGCAAUCAGUGAGCUGAUAUCUGCACGUGCAGCUGGACCGUCAGGAAUGUGUGCUUCAGGCUAUUUAAACGUGCCUUUAACUUUCAGCGCGCUGAAAGGAGAAAGUUUGACGCUUGCAUCUGCAGCGUUAUCGAAGUGUUACUUUACUUUUAUAACUUUUGUUGUGCUGUCGACUGGUUCUGUGUGCACUGCGAUCCAGGUCUUGGGAGCAGAGACCUAAAUUUGUUCAGUUUGUUCUUGCUCCCAAAAAAAAAAAAA